Molecule: messenger RNA, 1420 nt
Organism: Laetiporus sulphureus 93-53
Lineage: Eukaryota; Fungi; Basidiomycota; Agaricomycetes; Polyporales; Laetiporaceae
Exons: 6
Coding region: 39-1241 (400 amino acids)
Biological process (GO): regulation of DNA-templated transcription; nuclear pore organization; NLS-bearing protein import into nucleus
Cellular component (GO): nuclear pore central transport channel; nuclear membrane; nuclear pore nuclear basket
Molecular function (GO): single-stranded DNA binding; phospholipid binding; structural constituent of nuclear pore
Source: RefSeq, a predicted model, not a curated record
CAUCCUCGCGUUCCACCUGCUCUCAUCCAACGCGUCCCAUGCUCCCGAGUGGCUCGUCUCCAGCCAACGCGAGCGGCAGCACGUCGAACGACGCUCGCCCACUGUUUGCCCAUUCGCAUUCCCCGCACCAGGGUGGCUUCACCGUGCCAGGCGUGACCAACUACAAUCCAUCCGGAUCACCAAGCCUGCGCCACAGCGCCCUGGGCAGCGGCAUGAACGUACCAUUUGGCUCCUCGUUGAACGACAGCUUGGGCCAAUCCAGGAGUCACUACCAAACAGGUUAUUUGAUGUCCGUCCAACCGAACAAUGCAUCACCGCAAGGUGGUUCGCGCUCCGAAGAAGCGCCGAUCGUCCAGACAAAAGCAAAGUUGAAUCACGUCUUUGCCGGUAGCGCAGCGUCCGACUUUGGCAUGGACUCCAUGUUUGAGAGUUCUCGGCGCAGACAGAGACAGCCCUUAGCCGACGAAGACGCGCCCCCAACCAACUCCGUCAACGACAUCAUCAAUGAAGUCUCUUCUGAUACUGCCCGCUACCCCUCACUACGGAAUUCAACGCUGGAAUCCUCCACAAACCGCGCAUCGCUGUACCGGUCCUCGAACCCCUCAACGCCAAAACCGUCAACCCCUGCGGCCCCCGCUGCGCCCGAGCCGCUCUAUGUUGAUGUCUUUGGCUACCCACCGGACAAAUAUAGUGUCACAGCGGAGUACUUCCGCUCGUUCGGCCAGACGACGGUGCCAUACCGGGAUGCAAACAUCUCGAACUGCUUUCGCAUUGGGUAUACGAACCCCGGAGAUGCCAUGCGCGCGGUGCGCAAGAACGGCGAAGUCCUUUCGGGCUCUUGGAUGGUUGGCGUGAAGUGGACUGACCCCGCGCAAGCAGAAGCGGUACUCGGACCCAACAUUGUACGAGGAGUCUUGCAAACACCCGAAAUGGCUACCACAGCGCCGGAAACUGCUCCAGCGGUCUCAACGUCUACCGCACAAGAGGCUGCACCACCAGCAGGCGCACAAGGUCCAGCAACGCCGGCGACCCCCACACCUACGUUUGGGAACCCCGUCCGCCUUGCGCCCGCCGCCUCCGCAUUCCGCAAGCCAGGGACGGGCCCGAGCACAACUGCGACGCCGCAAAGAGUGUUCCCCACCGGCGGCUUGUUUGGAGCGUCCACUGGCCCUGGAAGUGCGCAAGCGUCGCCGAGUAAAGGCGUAUUAGAGCAGGUGUCGGAUUUGAUUUUUGGGUGGUGAUACUAGAGGAUUCUUGGAAGUCCGGUGUUGCAACUUGCUCGUAGCUCUUUAAGAGGAUCAUGAUGUCUUGUGUAUGCUGGACGAAAGGGACGUUUACUCGUGAUGACUAAUGGGAGUGGGCACGUACUGAAAUGACAAUCUCCCACCUCGCCACCUUGCAAAUUUCCUGCAACGGUGUA